AUGUUCUACAGUCAUGAAGUCCUCACAUCGCGCAAAUACGGCGUUGCAACGAUCUGGCUUGUGGCAACUCUAGGCUCCAAAUCCGCCUUGAAGAAAGUCUCCCGUCGCGCUAUCCUCGAUGUCGACGUGACCAAGGCGUGCGAAAGUAUCAUCGAGCCUGGCGUGCCCAUGGCGUUAAGGUUACAAAGCAAUCUUCUAUACGGCGUCGCUCGAGUUUACUCCCAACAAUGCGGUUACGUUCUCACGGAUGCCGAGAAUGCAAAGAACGGUCUUCGCGCACUCGUCAACGUUGUCCGCGCAGCAGGUCUGGAAGCCGAAGGAGCACAUAGAGGAAAGAAAGAUCAUCUUGUGCUUCGUGACGACCCGGCGUUUCUACUCGAUCUCGAUCUCGCCCCUGCCGACCUAAGCAAUCUCGAAUUUCUCAACGAGAUCGACCAGAAAGAUGACGACGGAACACAAUUGAUCUCCUCGGCAAGAGAUAGUACGCAGCUGCAAAGCUCGCAGAAUUCGAUCGGUGGACUGUUGAUUCCUGCUUCUGCGAGCUCGAUGACGCCUGCGAGAGGGGGGCUAGAUCUGUUCGGCAUUGGACGCGAUUCCUCGGCUUUUGCAAGAAGUCAACAGCCUGUUCGCUUACUCGAUGACGAGGAUCUUGAGCUUGAUCUUGGGUUUGAUGAUCAUCUUGAGGAGCAUCGUCGUUCGAGGGGAUAUGGAAGUACUGCGCAUUUGCACAGUGAUCGUUUCAGUGCACCUCCUGUCAUCUUUGACGAUGAUGCCGCCCCUAUCCAUGAUGUCUUCCUCCCAGAUGCCAAUGAGCAUGUCGCAGGCACACAGGGUGGGAUUUCAGGUCCAACGCAACCGACCGUAGACGACGUUGAGAUGCAAGACGAGACAUCCACUGAGACAGCACAAGUUGCUAUCCGUCGCAAACGACAUGUACCAAUCAAGCAUGUACCUCUCGAUGGCACCACUGAGCUGCACAACAGUGAUUUGAAUCAAUGGAACAGAGACUAUCUCGAGACUAUGCGCAAUGCUGCUCGCCACAAAGACCUCCUCAAGCUUGCAGCCAUAGCCAAAACCAACGCCGAAGAAUGGGUGCUCGGCUCCGUCCUUGGCAUGGGUCGUCGUGGUCCCCUCGACAUAUUCUCGGGAGCUCGCAUCAUCGAAGCGUUCACCGGCAUUGAUCUCCUGACCGCGAGAGCAAAGCGUGCAAGAGAAGCAGAUCCUGAGGAUGGUACAUACCAACGUCGUGUACGAGCCCGGAGCGACCCACUCGACAACGAAGUCGGUCGCGGUAUGAACCUCAACGAUCAGAUCAACGCCGUGCUAGACGAAGACGACACCAUCGAAUACGGUCGAGACGCACCCACGCCCCUUGAGGACCGUCGCCUCUCCAGCCUGCUCCCCUGGAACGUGAGCGCCGGAUCCCGGGCCCGAUCAACUUCCACCCACGGCAGACAACCAGGCGGCGGUGGCCUCUUCAGCCGACGCGGAAGCCACCUCAUCUCCGCCUCACCCUUACAGACCCACGGCGCUCAUCCCCUCUAUCAACCCACGUCCAUUGACAUGCACGACGGAGACGAAGCAUUUCAACUGCCCAUGCCAGAUACGCUCCUCACCAGCGGUGGCGGCGAUGACAGCUACGCAGGAGGAGGAGACGAAUCCUAUGAACUCUUCGGUCCCGCCGCCCGCGUCGACACGCAGACCGCAGGCGAUUCCCAAUGGCAACGUACGGCGCUGUACGGCGAAAGUGCUAAUUUCCUAGAUUUUGUAAGAACGGCGAUCGAGUCAUCAGCUACUGCUGCUACCACAGGGGAAGCAAGCGGUCAAGCCGACGAGACGAUGCCUUCGAUUUCUUACACCGAAGAUCCUACUGGAGAUGGGAAGAGCGUGACUUUCCAUGCUUUGCUUCCACCCGAGGAGAACUCCGCUGUUGUCGCGGCGCAGGCGUUUCUGCAUGUUCUUUCGCUCGGGACGAGGAAUUUCCUCACAGUCAAGCAAGAGGUGGAGUUCGGGGAGAUGAGGUUGAGUGUCAUUGAGGUUUGA
This is a messenger RNA of Dissoconium aciculare CBS 342.82, 2043 nucleotides long. RefSeq lists its product as uncharacterized. The transcript has 5 exons. NCBI's taxonomy places the organism in Eukaryota, Fungi, Ascomycota, Dothideomycetes, Mycosphaerellales, Dissoconiaceae. Gene Ontology annotation, cellular component: synaptonemal complex; cohesin complex. Gene Ontology annotation, biological process: replication-born double-strand break repair via sister chromatid exchange; synaptonemal complex assembly; mitotic sister chromatid cohesion. The coding region runs from base 1 to 2043 and encodes 680 amino acids. Gene Ontology annotation, molecular function: chromatin binding; protein binding. The record is from RefSeq and is a predicted model, not a curated record.